GUGACGGGACCGUGGACGGCGAGGAGGAUGGUGGUGGUGAGAGGAUGGAGACGAGCCGAAGAAGAUCCGGGAUGGGACAACGUGGGGCUGGGAAAUGGGUGGAGAAGGGGACGAGGGGUGGUGGGACGAGGGGUGGUGGGACGGGGGACAGCGCGCGGACAGGGGGUCCCAGCGCAGGAGAUGCCGACGUCUGCGGGGAGGGCGGGAGAAGUUUUCCCUGUGGAUCCUCCCCGGCCGCCCACCGGCACGUCCGCGCCGGCGAGAAGCCCUACAAGUGUCCCCAGUGCGGGAAGAGCUUCGGGCGCAGCUCCCACCUCAUCGCCCACCAACGUACCCACACCCACGAGCGACCCUACAAGUGUCCUGACUGCGGGAAGACCUUCAGCCAGAGGUCCAACCUCCUCAUCCACCAGCGGGUCCACACUGGAGAGAGGCCCUUUGGGUGUCCCGAGUGUGGGAAGAGCUUCAGCUAUAGGUCCGUCCUCCUCAUCCACCAGAAGACCCACACCGGGGACAAGCCCUACGCCUGCGCCGACUGCGGGAAGAUCUUCAGCCAGAGCUCGGACCUGACCAAGCACCACCGGAUCCACACCGGGGAGAGACCCUACGGUUGCGCCGAGUGCGGGAAGACCUUCAGCCUCCAUUCCCACCUCCUCUCCCAUCAGAGGACCCACAAGGGGGAGAAGCCCUACGCUUGCCCCGAGUGCGGGAAGAGCUUCAACGAUAGCUCCAACCUCAUCACCCACCAGCGGAUCCACACCGGGGAGAAGCCCUACGGGUGCCCCCAGUGCGGGAAGUGUUUUGGACGCCUCUCGCAUCUCCACCGGCACCGGAGGACCCACACGGGGGAGAAGCCCUUCACCUGCUUGAGCUGCGGGAAGAGCUUCGGUGAGAGCUCAUCCCUCAUCCGUCACCAACGGGUCCAUACCGGAGUGAAGAGUUACGAGUGCGGGGAAUGCGGCAAGAGCUUCAGCUGCAGCUCCCACUUCAGCAAACACCGGCGGACCCACACCGGUGAGAAACCCUUCCUCUGCCUCCAUUGCGGUAAGAGCUUCAACGUCAGCUCCAACCUCUACCGGCAUCAACGGGCUCACGCCGCCGAACGUCCCGGUCCACCGGCUCCACCGGCACGUCCCCGUGGGUUGCCGUAUAAAUGCGAGGAGUGCGGCAAGAGUUUUCGCCGUAACAAGGAGCUGGUGACCCACCAACGGUUGCACACCGGUCGCUUGCCCUUCCAAUGCGGUCACUGCGGUAAGAGCUUCAGUUGGAGCUCCCAUUUUGACCGGCACCAACGCGUCCAUACCGGUGAGAAGCCCUAUCAGUGCCCCGAAUGCGGUAAGCGUUUUAGCCGUAGCUCCCACCUCUACCGGCACCAACGCACCCACGCUGGUGGUCGCUCUUACAUCUGCACCUAUUGCGGGCGUAGUUUUGGUAGCACCCUCCAUUUUGACCGGCACCAACGCACCCACACCGGCCAACGACCCUACAAGUGCACCCUGUGCCGGAAAAGUUUUGGCGAUGGGCCGGCGUUGGUCAAACAUCAACGCCUUCAUCUGGGUGAUGGUCCUUUCCGUUGCGAAGAGUGCGGUAAAGCCUUCGGUGCCCGCGCCCAAUACGCCCGGCAUCGGCGUAGCCUCCACGGUGGCGGUGAGAAACCGUACCGUUGCGGUGAUUGCGGGAAGAGUUUUUCCUGGAGCUCCCAUUGGGAACGACACCAACGUAUCCACACCGGCGAACGACCCUACCAAUGCGGGGACUGCGGCAAACGUUUCGGCCGGACCUCCCAUCUCUACCGGCAUCAACGUACCCACGCCGGCGGGCAACCCCACAUCUGUGCCGAUUGCGGGAAGAGCUUCAACAGCACCCUACACUUCCACAAGCACCAACGGGCUCACGCCGGUCCCCGGCACGCCUGUCCCGAUUGCGGCAAGGCGUUUGCCGACAGUUCGGCGUUGGCUAAGCACCGACGGGCGCACGCCGGCGAGAAGCCUUUCCCUUGCCCACAGUGCGGCCGGCGCUUCAGCCGAGGGUCUAACCUUGCCCAGCACCGGCGUAUCCACACUGGCGAACGACCUCACCGUUGCGGUGAUUGCGGCAAAGGCUUCAUCCAACGCUCCGACCUCGAGCGGCACCGGCGGGUGCACACCGGCGAACGGCCGUAUCCUUGCGGUGACUGCGGCAAACGCUUCGCCCAACGCUCCGCCUUGGCCAAACACCGCAAGACCCACAGCAGCGAGCGGCCUCACCGCUGCGGCGAUUGCGGUAAGAGCUUCAGCCGAGGCUCCAACCUCACCCAACACCGGCGCAUCCAUACCGGCGAACGGCCAUUUGCUUGCGGCGAUUGCGGCAAAGGUUUCAUCCAACGCUCCGAUCUGGAACGGCAUCAACGGGUACACACCGGUGAACGACCCUAUACCUGUGCCGAAUGCGGUAAGAGCUUCAGCGUCAGCUCCCACCUCGACCGGCACCAGAAGAUCCACGCAGCCGAACGGGCGUCCUACCGUUGCCCCGAACAUCUAGCCGGCUUCUUGGCCGCUCACCGUCACGGUCGCCUCUUCCAAUGCGCCCAAUGCGGGCGAUGUUUCGGUCAAGGCGCCGCCUUGCUCAAGCAUCAACGUGCCCACGGCGCCGGGGGAACGAAACCCUAUAAGUGCGGGGAAUGCGGGAAGGGUUUUGGGCAGCGUUCGGCGCUGGUUAAACACCGGCGUAUCCACACAGGAGAGAAACCCUACGCCUGCGGGGAUUGCGGGAAGGGUUUCAUCCAGAAGUCGGACCUCACCAUCCAUCGCCGGAUGCCCCCCGGGGAGAAACCUUACCGGUGCGGUGAGUGCGGUAAAUGCUUCAGCGUCUCCUCCAACCUCAUCACCCAUCAACGCACCCACCUCGGCGAGAAGCCCUACCAGUGCCCCGAGUGCGGCAAGAGCUUCAUCCAACGCUCCGAGCUCACCAUCCACCAACGUGUCCACACCGGCGAGAAGCCCUACAAGUGUCCCGAGUGCGGCAAGUGCUUCAGCCGUAGCUCCCACCUCAACCGCCACCAACGCACCCACGCC
This is a messenger RNA of Aptenodytes forsteri (emperor penguin), 3053 nucleotides long. Its product is annotated as zinc finger protein 850. NCBI's taxonomy places the organism in Eukaryota, Metazoa, Chordata, Aves, Sphenisciformes, Spheniscidae. The annotation marks the transcript as partial. The record is from RefSeq and is a predicted model, not a curated record. The transcript has 6 exons.